Molecule: messenger RNA, 1026 nt
Organism: Stegostoma tigrinum
Lineage: Eukaryota; Metazoa; Chordata; Chondrichthyes; Orectolobiformes; Stegostomatidae
Product: probable G-protein coupled receptor 139
Exons: 2
Coding region: 1-1026 (341 amino acids)
Biological process (GO): G protein-coupled receptor signaling pathway
Cellular component (GO): membrane
Molecular function (GO): G protein-coupled receptor activity
Source: RefSeq, a predicted model, not a curated record
AUGAGUCGAAGUUUCUACCAUGGACUUUACUGGCUUUCCCAGGAAUGGAUAUCUCUACCGUCUCGUAUUCAGGAUAUGCUUUGGAUUAUUCAGGGCGUCUACUACCCCAUUUUGGCUGUCGUUGGCGUUCCUGUUAACAUCAUGACGAUAAUGAUCCUAUCUCGCAAAAAGUGUGGUCUCACCAAAUGUGUCUCCUGUUACCUAGUGGCCAUGUCAGUGACAGACCUACUGGUCAUUAUCAUCGAUUUGAUUAUGAGGCAAAUACCAGUCGUUUAUUAUGUCCAUUUCACAUUCCUGUAUUUCGUCCCUGUGUGUAACAUCCACGCUGUCAUGCUUCAUGCAGUCACUGACUGUUCCGUCUGGUUCACGGUCACUUUCAGCUUUGAUCGAUUUUUAGCCAUCUGUUGCCAGAAGUUGAAAAGCAAAUAUUGCAAUGCGAAAACAGCCGCUGUGGUUCUAGGUACUGUGACUGUGGUGAGUUUUUUCAAGAACAUUUUCUGGUAUUUUAUGUUAACAGAUCAGUAUUGGCUGAUGAACAGGCCCUGGUUUUGCCUUGUAACGAUGGAUGUUCGGAAAUCUCUCUUCUGGGUCACAAUGGAGUUUGUCCAUCACAUUCUCACUCCGGGUCUCCCAUUCAUAUUGAUUCUGUUGCUCAAUAUUUUCACCAUCCGACACAUUCUUGUGACCAACCAAGCCCGCAAGAGACUCGUUGGCCCAAGUGCCGGAGACCCAGAAUUGCAGAGUCGAAGGAAAUCCAUCAUUUUACUGUUUGUUAUCUCAGCAAAUUUUAUCCUGUUGUGGUCAAUGAUAAUGGUGUAUUCAAUAUGGUCCCGAAUGGUGUCCCUUGGCUUUUUUUCUAUCUGGUUGAACGAUUUUGCCCAGGAAUUAGGAUUCAUGUUACAGCUCCUCAGUUGCUGUACAAACACUGUGAUUUAUGCUGUGACACAGACAAAGUUCAGACAGCAGCUGAAAAGUGCCAUGAAAUAUCCCUUUACUUCAAUUAUUCAGUGCAUUCAAUGGUUCUGA